This is a messenger RNA of Anopheles coluzzii, 546 nucleotides long. Its product is annotated as chymotrypsin inhibitor-like. Bases 68 to 325 code for a protein of 85 amino acids. The record is from RefSeq and is a predicted model, not a curated record. The transcript is spliced from 2 exons. Lineage: Eukaryota; Metazoa; Arthropoda; Insecta; Diptera; Culicidae.
GAACGUUACUGAACUUAGUCUGUUCCAAUACGUUGCACAAGGAAAGCAAUUUCGAACGUUCUUCAAAAUGCGCGCCAUCUUCGUCCUGCUCGUCGUUGCCGUCUUCGCUUUCCUGGGUGUUUCGGCCCAGCAGCCCAAGAAGUGCGGUGAAAACGAAAUCUUCCAGCGCUGUGGUACCGGUUGCGAGCGCACGUGCGAUAACGGUGAGACCUGGGACAAACCAUGCAAGGCAGCCUGCGUUGACAAGUGCUUCUGCAAGGAUGGUUUCCUGCGCAACGAGAACGGAAAGUGUGUCCGUGCCUGGCACUGCAACCCCAACCUGUAAAAGGGAAGGCAUUUAACGUGUCUUUCGCAUAAUUUCGCUGCCACCUCACACUACCAACAACAACUGUGCCGCGGGGUUGGCACCACACAUACACCAUGAGGAUGUUUGCGCUCUGCCACCCGUAUGCAAAUAGUCCAUCAUUCUGGUACUGUGGCGAAAUAAAGCAUAAUUAAGAACCGCAUGCAAAAAAAUACAAAAACACACAACUCGUACACACCGAA